Messenger RNA from Acanthoscelides obtectus, 254 nucleotides. The record is from the annotation of a GenBank genome assembly. Lineage: Eukaryota; Metazoa; Arthropoda; Insecta; Coleoptera; Chrysomelidae.
CCUUCUAUACCAUUGGGCAUAGCUUUCGAGUUGGCUUUACAACAGUGAGUGCAAUCGUAACCGAAGUCUGUAUUUUAUAAUUUACCAAGGGAUAUUUCUGAUGUACUUUGGAUGUGUGUGCUUCCUUAACGUGUCGCUGAACUCGAAUUUACUCAUCGAAGUAGCUAUUCAAGUAGAUAUUUUGCGACAGAAGACGAUAACCUCUGAAGCAUGGUAAGAAGAGUCCAACAUCUCCAACAUAUUGCGCUAAUGGC